Messenger RNA from Aspergillus pseudotamarii, 2511 nucleotides. RefSeq lists its product as uncharacterized. The transcript has 3 exons. Gene Ontology annotation, biological process: osmosensory signaling via phosphorelay pathway. The coding region runs from base 1 to 2511 and encodes 836 amino acids. Gene Ontology annotation, molecular function: protein kinase activator activity; phosphorelay response regulator activity. Gene Ontology annotation, cellular component: Mcs4 RR-MAPKKK complex. The record is from RefSeq and is a predicted model, not a curated record. Lineage: Eukaryota; Fungi; Ascomycota; Eurotiomycetes; Eurotiales; Aspergillaceae.
AUGUCGACGACCAAUUCCUGGAGCAAGUUUAAAGCCAAAGUGCUGCGGCGAUCGUCAACUGUCAAGGCGGCCACUGGAGCGGAACCUUUCCUCGUGCCAAAUUCCAGUACCGCCAACUCCAACUCCUUAUCGCCAGUGCCUUUGCGCUCUCCCCUCACAUCCGACAAGGGCUUCGCUCAACCCCGUUCGUAUAAUUCUGUCUCUUCGCUGUCUACUGCUCAGCGUUCAACCUCGGACGAUACCUCCGCUCCCCCCGCGAGUCCAUCGGCAGAACGGGGGCGGUAUUACGGUUCCGUUGACGAAGGCUCGGUAGGGAAAUCACAUUUUCCUCGGGAAGAAGAACCAUCACGACUACGCAGGAAGACCCGAGCUCUAGGGCCAUUGAAUCAAAAUCCCCUAGCUCCCACCUCAGGGCCACAGGAGCGACAACUUCUCGAGUCGAAUCUCGAUCGCUUCUGCGCUGUAACCGACCGUCAUAGCUUGCCCCCGGACUUUCUUAAGUCCCCACCACGGUUGAUUGGUUCGAACGAGCUACUACAACAGUUACCUUUUGCUUCAACAGCGACCCCGCCUCUGCCGACUUCGGGCAGUGGAGCGUCUCAGGCUGCGUACAACCAAGGGCGGGACCGUACAGGGUCUACGGUCGGCGAACCCCAGUUACCUACGCCCCUGACUGCUGUUGCGGAGAAACCUUCCGCUACACCCCAUAGCCAAGCACCUAUCUCCAGUACCGUUUCAAUCCCAAAACGUCCUAGUCUCGGCUCGCGUCGUCAAUCGCUUUUUGCCCCGUCUCACCAGCACUUGAUUAGCGAUCUACUCGAGCAGCCGAGAACCUCCCUAGAAAACGACGGUAGUAGCCGCCUUGCCACCGGUACUGCUGGGAUGCAACAACGCAAGAUCUGGGUUAGACGGCCAGGGGGCUCGGCCACUUUGGUGCCGACCGCACAUGAUGCUCUUGUUGACGAGCUACGCGAUCAGGUAAUCAUGAAAUACGCCAACUCGCUGGGAAAGACGUUCGACGCACCUGAUAUCGUCGUUCGCAUCGCUGCUCGGGAAGGGCCGAACAAACAGGAAACCCCGGAUCGGAUGCUAAGUCCAGAAGAGCCAUUGGUCACAGUGGUGGACUCUUAUUUUCCAGGCGGCCAAACGAUAGAGGAGGCCCUGAUUAUCGACAUACCGCCACGACGGACGCCGAAACCGUCACCGCGUCAUUCGAUCUACUAUGAGCAAACUGAACCGGGCGAACACAACGAAUAUUUCCCUCUCAUGCCGAUCCAUCCCAAUAUUCCGACCCCGCCAGCCCAUGCAUCCAAUUCUUCGGGAAGUGUCAGUGCCCAUCCAGCCCCGUCUAUAAGUAUCCUCACGACCGGGAUGGCACCGCCAUUACCUUCUCCAGGGAGCCGGGGCAAUCGCCAUACCCGCCGGCCUCCUCUUACUCGGCACACUACAAAUUCGCCCACCGUAUUAGGGCAAUCAGCCAGCUCGAAGGAUGCUGGGGCCCAACAGACUGCCAUACCUCCGCAGCCAGCUCCACAAGUCCCUACUCCACCUGUCCCGCCUCCGGAAUCACCUCAGAAUAAAUCGAUGACCCCUCCUGCACGCGGGGCAUCACCUCGCCCUCGUCAGUCGGCAAAACCCAAAAAGAGCCCUGCGCAGUCAUUGAGUGCAGCGUUCGGAGGACUCAUCGAGGGCACUGUGCCACCAAUCAAUGUUCUCAUCGUUGAAGAUAACGUCAUUAACCAGAGGUUGUUAGAGGCAUUCAUGAAGCGUCUUAGCGUGCGCUGGAAAUGCGCCGCAAAUGGUGAAGAAGCGGUCAAGAGGUGGCGGGAAGGGGGCUUUCACCUUGUCUUGAUGGAUAUCCAAUUGCCCGUUAUGAACGGCUUAGAUGCGACAAAAGAAAUUCGCCGGCUUGAGCGGUUGAACGGCAUAGGUGUUUUCCCCAAGACGGCGUCCGGACGGUCAAGCGCUGCAAGUGCCACCGCAAUGGCCCCACCGGAAAUAGACCCCGAAACCCAUGAUUCUCUGAAAGAGGAGGACGUAUUGCAUGACCUUUCGUUGUUCAAAAGUCCCGUCAUCAUUGUCGCGUUAACUGCCAGCAGUCUGCAAAGUGACCGACAUGAAGCAUUGGCUGCAGGCUGCAAUGACUUCUUGACCAAGCCUGUGCGUUUCGAAUGGCUGGAGCAGAAGGUGACAGAAUGGGGAUGCAUGCAGGCUCUGAUUGACUUUGAAGGCUGGCGCAAAUGGCGAGGAUAUGCGACUGAUAACCAGUCAUCAGCGACACCUACACAUGCACAAUUGGAAAACGGACGUAUGACAAAUAAAUCUUCUGCCUUGCCGGAUUCAUCUUUCCAAGACACGGCAUCCCAGUUUUUGCAUCUUCCCAAACCAUCGGAUCUCUUGCCAGAAGACUCUUCUGGAGGGGAAGCACCUGACUCUCCUGCAAGCCCGUUGACUACUGUGCCUGUUAAGGAGACUUCGAGUCACCACGACGCGGCUCCGGAUGCCAUUUGA